Messenger RNA from Oryzias melastigma (Indian medaka), 14645 nucleotides. RefSeq names its product cadherin, EGF LAG seven-pass G-type receptor 3 (gene celsr3). Gene Ontology annotation, biological process: homophilic cell-cell adhesion; G protein-coupled receptor signaling pathway; cell surface receptor signaling pathway. NCBI's taxonomy places the organism in Eukaryota, Metazoa, Chordata, Actinopteri, Beloniformes, Adrianichthyidae. The record is from RefSeq and is a predicted model, not a curated record. Gene Ontology annotation, molecular function: G protein-coupled receptor activity; calcium ion binding. The coding region runs from base 430 to 12267 and encodes 3945 amino acids. The transcript is spliced from 37 exons. Gene Ontology annotation, cellular component: plasma membrane.
AAAGGAUGGAGAGGAGCCUACCACGGGGCUGCGCUGUUGCUGAUGAAGGGUGCGCGCAUCACACACACCGAGGGACAGCGUGUGUGAGCCAGUCAGCCAGCCAGUCAGUCAGGCAGGCAGUCAGUGUUGAGUGUGUGAGCCAUGUUGGAUGUGAGUGAACGGGAGGAGAGAUGCUGCCGCCACGCCGCUCCUAACGCUCACGCCUCCAGCUCCACGGAACACAGAGGGUAGAUGCCAACUCUCCGGGCCGAGAGAGAGAAGGGGGAGCCUGGGGGAAGGCGUCAGGCGGCGCUGGCGCUCCUGGAACUGGACACCUAGCUGGAACGAGGGACGGAGAGAAGUGCCGGAGAGAAGGAAACUCAAGGGUGAAAGCCACUCUGAGAAGGAAGAGGAGAAAGGAGGGAAAACCCAGAGAAAGGAGAAGACUAAAUGGCUGCACCGCUGACGGGCUUCACCCCGCUCCUGCUCUCCUUUCUGGCUCUCCACCUGCUUCUCCUCGGUCCUUUGUUAGCCUUCACCUCGGGGAGGGCGAGUUUAGGAGGGGCUUCCACCAGAUGGACCCGGGGCCUCUGUCAUCGAGAAGCCUGCAAAGUGGACCGGCAUCGGUGCGAGGAUGCUGGGGAGUUGCCGCGGGGAGGCAGGAAUCUGAGCGCGUGCAGGUGGACCGUGGAGUGGAUACAGCCCGAGGGAUGCACCGGACUGAAGCGCAGGUGGGGGCUCAGAGGUGGAUAUCAGUGGGAUGGGUCGAGAUGGGCGCGGAGGAAGAGGCUGAAAGGAGCCGGGACGUUUGGUGUGCGCGCAGACGAGGCUUCCCUUCCCCGUGCCGGUCUCUCGCGCGGGGCGAACUCUGAUGGCGUCGGCGCAGACGAGGGAGUUCACAGAGGGGUGGUGGAGAGGAAGGGCGUUGUUUCGCCCCCUUCUUCACCUGCUUUCACCUUUGUGCUGAUGCAAAACGGGAAGAAGAGGGCAGUACAAAGGACUAAAACGUGCGCGCAAAGCUGCCCGGUGCCGGGGCCACACCUCGCCAAGCGCGGAGCCGCCGGAGCCUUUGUGCACGCUUCUGGCAUUCGCACCGGACCCGGAAGUAGACAGUUGAAGAGAGAAAGGGUUCGGGAGAGGGCUUUCGGGGUCAGCUCUUCAACAUCUGUCUAUUGCGUAAACCGCAAAACCCGCGUGCUGACCAACAAGCGCACACCUGGCUGCUUCCUAUCUUCUCCAUCUUGGCGCAAACCCCCUCUGUCUGGAUAUAAAUUACCUCAUAUUGAUGCUUCAAGCAACAGCUUUCAAUGUAACCACGUUUUAACUAACACUUCAGAGUGGACAGCAAAGCAGAGAAACGUUUGUCCAACUUUUGAAUCCUCUCAGACCGCUCUCACUGAUCUUCUGGAGCAACAAGCUGCUGCUGCUCUUCGGGGCUCAGUUGGCGCGGACAGGAAGGCUGGUAAUUGUUCUCAUUUUGGAAGGCACAGUCUUAUCGAUCCCAGCAGCAGCAGCAGCAGAGAGGGGGUUGAUGACAGCUGGAUGACUGGGUGCAUUACGAGCAGGAAGGGGAGGCAUGGAGGUGGGGCAGAUGUUUGGGCCAAAAACGCACACAAAUGUAGCUCCCACGUGUUAAUUAGGAACGCUUCUGAGGCGCCACGAGGUUGUUGGUUAUCUUCCUUCCCUUAUGCAAAUGCAAAGUCUAACCACGCCAGGAAUAUGGGUGAGGGGAGGGAGGUAAAGGGUGGCAGGGGAGGAGGAGGGGCGGCGUUCCCCGGCAACAAAUACAUGCAUUUAUCUAAUUGGGCAGAUAAUGGGUUGGCUUUUUCAAUUCGAGGGCUCUCUGUUAACGAGGCUCUGUCGGGGGGAUCUGCACCAGCAACCGCAGGGCAGUUAGGUCAGAGCAGCGGGCUUUCUGAUGGCUGCUUCAGGGAAAUAGGAGGCGGAUGCUGCGCGGUUUCCAUGACCCCACAGAGGGGCGUGGCUAAGAUGAAUCCUCUCAUCCAAUUUAAUCUCAGCAGCAUCACACAGACACCCGCCAGACAUUCAUUAUUUAACAAAAGCGUCAGUUCCAGAGCAGAAUCUGUCCGUGCGCGCGCUCAAUCCGAUUAUCGCGCAGAGAGGGGAAAACCAGAGCUGACUCCAUCUGCUGAAAAAGUAAAAGCAACUCCUGAGUCUGACUCAGGCUUUUUCUUGCCAGCGAAGUUUCCCGUUACAUCUCCCGGUGCUGCGUCAGACUCCACUGACUCUGCUGCAGCAGCAGCAGCAGCAGCAGCAGCCGCGCCACAGUCCUGCAGCAUCACAGCCCGGCAUCCCUCACUUUCCCCAGAACAGAAUCAGAGCACGUGGCUGCGCGGCUCUCCCUGCAGCCCCUCUGUGUCUGAGAUUUCAGGACCGCGGACAGCUCCGCGCGUCUUUCUGUGGAGCAGAUUUAACAGCAAUAACAACAACAACAACAACAACAAUAAAGAGGGGGGCACUGAGAGGAAAGGAUGUGGCCACAAAUCUCACAAGGGAACGUCAUCCUGGCAUAGUCAGACUCAACAGCGAGAGGAGAGUGCUGUCCCAGCAGGGUGCACUGACAGCACCUCCAACAUUUCAGCCACCGGGGCAGGAGAAGGCGCACUUGUGCAUUUAAAAUUCAGUAAUCAAGUGCCAUUAGAGCCGGAAGGUGUCAGACAUUUAGACAGGCAGCAGAUGGGGGCUGGAGAAGAAAGGGAGAAGAGGGAGGGAGAGGGCUCGGAGAGGUCCACUGCUGUUUGGGGAGGAAAAUUGCAGGUGGGGGAGGGCGAAAGAGAGGCGCUGCUGAUGGAAGGGAGGGAGCUACAAGCAGAGGAGGAGGAGGAAGUGCAGAAUGAGGGGGUAAAGGGUUUAACAAAAGCAGGAGAGGAGAGAGGAGCCCAGGAGCAGAAAGGUCAUGUUAGUGAUGGCGGCACCAACUCACAGUUAGAUAGUGUAGGAAGAAUUGGAGAGAGUCAAGUCAAUGAAAGCUAUCAGGGGGGCAAAAGUGAGGUGCAGGGGGAGAAAAAUCCCACUUCAAGAGGAGAGAGGAGUCUGGAACGACUGAUAAUAGUAGGAGAUGAUGAUACCUCACAGGGGGAAAAGGAGAGGAGGAUUUUAAUGCCAUGGUCUCGAUCCAGGCGUGCAGCCAACAGACACCCCCAUUUCUCACUGUACAACUACCAAGUCCAGGUGGCUGAGAACCAGCCCCCCAGCACCUCUGUCAUCAUCAUGUCAGCAACAGACCCAGACGCAGGAGAUGCAGGCAGGGUGAGCUACUCAAUGGCGCCGCUAAUGAACAGUCGCUCAUCUGACUACUUCGACAUCCAUCCCAACACAGGCCUCAUCACCACAACUCAAAUGCUUGACAGAGAACACAUGGACCUGCACUACUUCCGGGUCACGGCAACUGAUCAUGGCUCUCCUCGUCUCUCUGGUACUACGAUGGUGGCUAUUGCGGUCUCCGACCGGAAUGACCACUCUCCCAUUUUUGAGCAUACAGAGUACAGAGAGACCAUAAGGGAGAACGUAGAGGAAGGCUAUCCCAUCCUGCAGCUCAGAGCAACAGAUUCAGAUUCUCCAUCGAAUGCUAACAUUCGCUACCGCUUUGUCGGCGACACAGCAGCGAUGGCGCGGGUUGCUUUUGAGAUCGACCCACGCUCUGGUCUCAUUACAACCCACGGAUCGGUGGACCGUGAGACAAACGAGCACUACACGCUUCAUGUGGAAGCCAGUGAUCAGGGGAAGGAUCCAGGGCCUCGCUCUGCCACCGUCAAAGUCUUUAUCACGGUGCUUGAUGAGAACGACAACGUACCACAGUUCAGUGAAAAGCGCUACGUGGUGGCAGUCAAAGAGGACGUGCGACCACAUUCGGAGAUCCUCCGUGUGAGUGCCACAGACCGAGACAAGGACAGUAACGCCGCUGUUCAUUACAACAUCAUCAGCGGAAACAGCCGUGGACAGUUUUCCAUUGAUAGUGUCACUGGUGAGAUCCAGGUGGUAGCACCUCUGGACUAUGAGUCUGAACGGGAGUACACACUCCGUGUUCGUGCGCAAGACAACGGGAGACCACCACUGUCCAACAAUACUGGGAUUGUGAGUGUACAAGUGACAGAUGUCAACGAUAACCCGCCCAUCUUUGUGUCCACGCCAUUUCAGGCAUCUGUGCUUGAGAGUGCCCCAGUUGGCAGUUCCAUACUCCACAUUCAGGCCAUCGACACAGACUCCGGUGAUAAUGCCAGACUAGAGUACAGGUUAACUGGAACUGGCUCUGACACACCAUUUAUCAUCAAUUCUGCAACAGGCUGGGUCACUGUCAGCUCCAUUCUUGACAGAGAAUCUGUGGAGCACUAUUUCUUUGGUGUGGAAGCAAGGGAUUAUGGGAUGCCUCCUCUUUCUGCCACGGCCAGUGUCACUAUUACCGUGAUGGAUGUUAACGACAACCGCCCAGAGUUUCUCCAGAAAGAGUACUACGGCCGCCUGAAUGAGGAUGCGGUGGUUGGUACGAGCGUAGUGACGGUCACAGCUGUGGAUCGAGAUGUAAACAGCGCUGUGACCUAUCAGAUAAGCGGAGGGAACACCAGGAACCGCUUUGCUAUCAGCACAGCAGGAGGAGCUGGACUUCUCUCAUUGGCCCUCCCACUGGACUACAAGCAGGAGCGACGUUACGUCCUCACGGUCACCGCCUCAGACAGGACGCUCCACGACACCUGUCAGGUGCACAUCAACAUCACAGACGCUAACACACAUCGGCCUGUUUUCCAGAGCGCCCACUACUCUGUGAGUGUGAACGAGGAUCAGCCUCCUGGAAGCACAGUGGUUGUGAUCAGUGCCACAGACGAUGAUGUUGGUGAAAAUGCUCGAAUCACCUACUUUCUUGAGGACAACAUCCCUCAGUUUCGUAUUGAUCCAGCCACAGGUGCGAUAACGCUUCAGGCAGAGCUCGACUAUGAGGAUAUGAUGACCUACACUCUGGCAAUAACAGCAAAAGACAAUGGGAUACCACAGAAGUCAGACACAACAUAUGUUGAAGUGAACGUGAAUGACGUGAAUGACAACGCCCCUCAGUUCCUCAGCCCCCGAUAUCAGGGAACCGUGAGCGAAGACGCCCCACCUUUCACCAGCGUCCUGCAGAUCUCAGCCACUGACCGUGACGCUCACGCUAACGGCCGCGUUCAGUAUACCUUCCAAAAUGGCGAGGACGGGGACGGAGACUUCACCAUUGAACCAACAUCUGGCAUCGUCAGAACAGUCCGCCGCUUGGAUCGGGAGAGUGUGCCCUUUUAUGAGCUCACAGCAUAUGCUGUGGAUCGUGGCGUGCCCCCUCAGCGAACCCCCGUCCACAUCCAAGUGACAGUCCUUGAUGUGAAUGACAACGCCCCGGUCUUCCCUGCUGAUGACUUUGAAGUACUAGUGAAGGAGAACAGUGCUGUGGGCUCUGUGGUGGCUCAGAUCACGGCCACAGACCCGGACGAGGGUGCCAACGCCCAAAUCAUGUACCAAAUAGUAGAGGGUAACAUACCCGAGAUCUUUCAGAUGGACAUCUUUUCAGGAGAACUCACUUCACUCAUUGAUCUCGACUAUGAAGCCCGGAAUGAGUAUGUCAUUGUCGUUCAGGCUACAUCAGCCCCCCUGGUUAGCAGGGCCACCGUCAGAAUCCGCCUAGUGGACCAGAACGACAAUCGCCCGACCCUACAAGACUUUCACAUCAUUUUCAACAACUUUGUAUCCAACCGGUCUAACAGUUUCCCGAGUGGAGUGAUUGGCAGGGUCCCCGCCCACGACCCCGACGUCUCAGACAGGCUCUACUACACCAUCGACAGAGGAAAUGAGCUUCACCUGCUGCUCUUGAAUCACACCAGCGGAGAGAUCCGGCUGAGCCGAAAACUGGAUAACAACAGGCCACUGGUUGCUCCCAUGCUGAUCACUGUCACGGACGGCGCCCACAGCAUCUCAGCUCAGUGCGUUCUCCGUGUCCUCAUCAUCACCGAGGACAUGCUUGGAAACAGUGUCACGGUCCGUCUGCAGAACAUGUCCCAGGAGUCCUUCCUCUCUCCACUGCUGGGGAACUUCCUGGAGGGCGUGUCCGCCGUGCUCGGCGUGCCAGUGGAGGACGUUUUUAUCUUCAACAUCCAACCAGAUCUGGACGCGGCACCUGGAAGGAUCCUGAACGUCAGCUUCUCCGCGGCUUUGCCGGGUGGAUUAUUCUACGCCUCUGAGGAGUUGGAGGAGAAGCUGUACCUGAACAGACCCAGGCUGACUUCACUGACACAGAUGGAGGUUCUUCCAUUCGAUGACAACGUGUGUCUGCGGGAGCCCUGCCAGAACUACAUGAAGUGCAUUUCCGUGCUGCGCUUUAACAGCUCAGCACCCUUCAUCUCCUCGCCUUCCAUCUUAUUCCGGCCCAUCCACCCCAUCGCAGGCCUGCGCUGCCGGUGCCCCGUGGGCUUCACGGGCGAUUACUGCGAGACAGAGAUCAACCUGUGCUACUCCAACCCCUGCCUGAACGGAGGGGUGUGCGCCCGCCGGGAGGGCGGCUACACCUGCAUCUGCCGUGAAGACUACAGCGGUGACCGCUGUGAGUUUGACCGGCACCAUGGAAAGUGCAAUUCCGACGUGUGUCGGAACGGAGGGACAUGCCAGGAGCUCUCUGGAGGAGGUUUCCGCUGCGCCUGUCCCGCAGGAGGCUACGAGCAUCCCUACUGUACCGUCACCGCCCGCUCCUUCCUGCCAAAGUCAUUUGUCAUGUUCAGAGGCCUGAGGCAGCGGUUCCACCUCUCCAUCUCUUUAACUUUUGCCACUCUGGAGAGCAGCGGUCUUCUCUUCUAUAAUGGGCGCUUCAAUGAGAAACACGACUUUAUCGCCUUGGAAAUCGAAGACGGACAAGUGGUUUUCAAGUAUUCCACAGGUGAAUCAUCCACUCAGGUGAGUCCCUUCCUGCCUGGCGGCGUCAGCGAUGGAAACUGGCACACCGUUCACAUCCAUUAUUACAAUAAGCCAGCUACACGCUAUCCCAAACGCAGCAUGAUUGGAGAAGCUCAGGGUCCAUCAGAUGAAAAGAUAGCUGUGGUGAGCAUCGACGACUGUGAUACGGCCUUGUCGCUUCGCUUCGGCACACAGCUGGGAAAUUAUAGCUGUGCAGCGCAGGGGAAACAGACCAGCAAUAAGAAGUCUCUGGAUCUGACAGGUCCAUUAUUCCUGGGUGGAGUUCCCAAUGUGCCAGACAACUUCCCAUUUGGCACCAGGGAGUUUAUUGGCUGCAUGAAAGAGCUCCACAUUGACAACAAGCCAUUGGAUCUUGCAGGAUAUAUCGCCAACAACGGGACGCUCCCUGGCUGCAGCGCCAAACACCCCUUCUGCAAGUCUAACCCGUGUCAGAACGGGGGCACCUGCAGCGUGAGCUGGGAGACCUUCUCCUGCGACUGUCCCGUGGGACAUGGAGGAAAGGACUGCAGCCAGGCAAUGCAACACCCUCAUCGCUUCCUGGGAAACAGCGCCCUCUGGUGGGACCUGAAAACUGACGUCAUCAUCUCCACCCCUUGGUAUCUUGGCCUGGUGUUCAGAACCAGAGCCCGAGACGGGACGCUGCUGCAGGCGCAGGCCGGCCAGUACACCAGCCUGCUGUUCCAGGUGAGCAACAGUCAGCUGGUGUUCUCCGUCACCCGCGGUUCCACCAGACCAGUGCGUUUGCGUUUGGACCAGGUUCAAGUGGCAGAUGGUCGGUGGCACGACCUCCAGCUGGAGCUGCGAGACGUCCGCAGCGGCCGGGAGACGCGCUACGUCGCCACGCUGAAGCUUGACUUUGGUCGCUAUCAGGAAAGUGUGAUUGUGGGAAAUGAGAUUCCUGGUCUGAAGGUGAAGCACCUGCAUGUGGGAGGAGUCCUGGGCUCUGGAGAGGUUCAGAAUGGAAUACGAGGGUGCAUUCAGGGUGUUCGUUUGGGCGUACGACCAGAUGCGCCCGCUUUGCCCCGCCCAUCCAGAGCUGUCAAAGUGGAGACUGGCUGUAAUGUUGGAAACCCUUGUCUGUCCUCUCCCUGUCCUGCUCACAGCCGCUGCACUGACUUGUGGGAAAAGCACGCCUGCCUUUGUGAACCUGGUUACUACGGGAGGAGCUGCAUGGAUGCGUGCCACUUGAAUCCAUGUGAAAAUGAAGCUCAGUGCCACAGGAAGCCGAGCUCUUCCCACGGCUACAUCUGUGACUGUGGGGACAACCACUAUGGACAGUACUGCCAACACAGGAUUGAUCACCAGUGUCCCAGAGGCUGGUGGGGAUCUCCGACCUGUGGACCGUGUCACUGUGACAUCAGUAAAGGCUUUGACCCCGACUGUAACAAGACCAGUGGACACUGUCACUGCAAGGAGUUUCAUUACCGUACCUGGGGCUCUGACACCUGCCUGCCAUGUGACUGCUACCCAGUGGGCUCCUUUUCGCGGUCAUGUGACCCAGAGACAGGCCAGUGUCAGUGCAGGCCUGGCGUGAUCGGUCGCCAGUGCAACAAAUGCGAUAACCCCUUUGCAGAGGUGACGAACUCGGGCUGUGAAGUUAUAUACGACGGUUGUCCAAAGACCAUCACACAGGGGAUCUGGUGGCCUCGGACCAAGUUCAACCUGCCUGCCGCGGUGCCCUGCCCCAAAGGCUCUGUUGGUGCAGCAAUCAGACACUGUGAUGUGGAGAGAGGAUGGCUGGAGCCGGACCUUUACAACUGCACCUCACCGCCCUUUGUGGAGCUCAACAUCGCUCUUGACUCUUUGGAGCGCAACGAGACGGAGCUGAACACCAUCACAGAGAAGAAACUGGCCCACCAGCUCCGUGACGUCACUGAGGCCACCGCCCGGCUCUACGGCAAUGACCUGCAGAUCGCCGAGCGCCUGCUGUCCCGCCUCCUUACUUUUGAGACCCAACAGAGCGGCUUUGGUCUCACAGCCACACAGGACGCGCAUUUUAAUGAGAACAUCCUGAGAGCCUGCAGUAUGCUUUUGGGUCCCGGCACCUCUGGACUCUGGCGAGCUCUGGCUCAGACUCAGAACCACCUCCUGGGCGGUGGUCCAGGAGAGCUAACGGAGCUUCUGGAACAGUACACCCAGAACCUGGCCCGGAACAUGAAGCUUACCUACCUCAACCCUGUGGCCUUAGUUUCACCCAACAUAGUCAUGAACCUGGACCGUGUGGAGAACCAGACCCACGUGAGGCGGCGUUUCCCACGUUACCACACCACCCUGUUCCGUGGUCAAGCCUUGUGGGACCCUUACACUCACGUCCUGCUUCCCCCGGCUGUCCUUGUGCCACAGCGGCAACAGCAACACAACUGGAAGGAGAAAGAGCGAACGGAGAAGGAAGCCUCAGUGCCUCAGAGUGCCCCCUUGGCCCCUGUCAGCAUCACAGCCAAUCAGACGAGAGAAUACACUGCAGCCAGACGCAGUGUUUCACUGCCUGAGCAGCCAAUCACCGUUGUCAUCCUGCUGAUCUAUAGAAGUCUGGGUGCUGCCCUGCCUCCCAAAUACCACGCAGACCGCAGAGGCAUAAGGCUUCCCAGACACCCAGUAAUGAACUCCCCGGUGGUCACCGUCUCUGUUUACAACAACCAGUCGUUUGUAGGCGGUCACUUGGACCAGCCGAUCCUCCUGGAGUUCAAGCUGCUGGAGACUUCCAAUCGCAGCAAGCCUCUGUGUGUGCAGUGGAAUCACAGCAAUCCGCAGGACGCAGGAGGCUGCUGGACGGUGAGGGACUGCAUGGUGGUGUACAGAAACACCUCCCAUGUCCGCUGUCAGUGCCAGAGACUGGGCACCUUCGGGGUCCUGAUGGACAGCUCACAGAGAGAGCAGCUGGAAGGUGACCUGGAGAUGUUAGCCUUGGUUACAUACUCCUCUCUGAGCAUUUCCAUGCUGGCCCUGCUUCUCACGGUGCUGGUGCUGUCCUGCCUGCGGGGCCUCAAGUCCAACACGAGGAGCAUCCAUUCCAACACGGCGGCAGCCAUGUUUCUGUCAGAACUGGUGUUUCUACUGGGAGUCAAUCAGACUGAGCAACAGUUCCUGUGUACGGUGGUCGCCAUCCUGCUGCAUUACUUCUUCAUGUCCACGUUUGCUUGGAUGUUUGUGGAUGGCCUCCACGUGUACCGGAUGCAGACCGAACAGCGCAACAUCAACUACGGAGCCAUGAGGUUCUACUACGCCAUCGGCUGGGGAGUGCCUGCGAUAAUCACAGGCCUGGCAGUGGGUUUGGACCCAGAGGGUUACGGGAACCCAGACUUCUGUUGGAUCUCCAUCUAUGACAAACUGAUUUGGAGCUUUGCUGGUCCUAUAGCCAUCGUCCUACUGAUGAAUGGAGGGAUUUUCAUCACAGUCGCCAAAAUGUCUUGUAAUCCGUCCCAGAAAGAGACUAAGAAACUCCCUGUCAUUGCUGCUAUCCGAAAUGCCUUUCUGUUGAUGCUGGUGGCCACCUCCACCUGGCUAUGCGGCCUCAUGGCUGUCAACAACAGCAUCCUGGCUUUUUACUAUAUUUUUGAUGUCCUCUGUUUAGUUCAGGGCCUGUCUGUCAUGUUGGUCUUCACCGUGUUCAAUGCAGAAGUGAAGGAGGCAUGGAGAGUGGCCUGUCUGGGUAAGAAAAGCCCAGUAGAAGAUCCACCAAGACCACAGCAGAACACUGCGCAGAACCCUUAUCACAACGCAUCUUUGUUGGAGCAGAGCGGGCUGCACCGCAUCACCUUAGGAACCUCCACCAUCUCCUCUGUCAGCUCUGCAAGAGAAAAUCUUCUGGCUCGGCAGACUCUGGAGCAGAACAUCGUCCAGACAGGAGCGACAGACCUGGAUGUCGCCAUGUUCCACAGAGAUGGAGGUGUAGACUCCGAUUCGGACUCAGACCUCUCCAUGGAGGAAGAGCGAAGUCUCUCAAUUCCAUCCUCUGAAAGUGACGACAAUGUGCGUCUCCGAGGUCGCAUCCAGCGGCGUUUCAAACGCUCCAACCAUGGCGAGCGUCUUCUCACAGAACCUGCAAACAAUGACACCAAAGAUCUAGACGGUAAUGACCUUUUGUCGUACUGGCCAGCCCUGGAGGAGACGGACACACACACAUUGCAGAAGUGGGGCUCAGAGCGCCCCCUGGGAGCAGAUUACAGUAAAGACGCAGCCAACAACAACCAGCUGGACGCGGCGCUCACCAGCGGGGACGAGAACGGCAUCGGGCAGCCUCAUCGCCAUCGUAAAGGUAUUCUGAAGAAUCGCCUCGGAUGCCCUCCAGCACUCCAAGGUUUUUCCACUACGGGUCGAGUUCCUAGUGAGCUGAACUGGUACCGAACGUCUACUCUUGGCCAUCGAGGUGUUCCUGCAGCCUCAUACGGUCGGAUGUACUCCGCCACUGCAUGCGGCACUGCAGGUUCUGGCUCCUUGUCCCAGCCAGCUUCCAGAUACUCUUCCAGGGAGCACCUGGACUCGCUUGCCAGGCGGCAGUUGUCCAGGGAUCCUCUAGGGAGGCAGACAGUCGGGGGAUCAAGGGACCGCCUAGAUUCCCGGGGUUCCCGGGACAACCUGGAUCUUUUACCCAGGAGGAGAGAGUUGGGGCUUGGACAAGGAGCAGGACUUGGGAGCCUGGAUCACCAGAGAGUUUCGUUAUCCAGGGAGAACUUGUCAGGAUCCAGGGACAGACUGAACAACCACCAUGGCAGUAGCUUCCACGCCUCGCGGGAAGACUUGAGUGGGAAUGGAGGAGCUGUCGGAGCUGGAAUGGAAGGAUACCUUAGUGGGUCAAGGUCACAGCUGAAUACACAGACCCGCCGCCAGGCCUCCUCCCGGGAGCACCUGGGAGGAGCCCUGAUGAGCAGUAGGUCCAGGGAGCAGCUGGAGACCAAUGGCGUAGGAGCUCAGGCUCAGCCGUGUCGGGAGUGGCUACGCACUUUGCCUCCUCGGCAGCCCUCACACCCGGACCAGCCUCCCUCUGCCUCUCCUCCUCCCCCCAUCUCCGAGGAGCCUCAGCAGGAGCAGCUACCUCCUCAUGUGCGAGGACGCCUGGACUCUGCCCCGUCGUGUAGGUACCCCAGUCAGACUGUUGGCCAGGCCGCGGGUUUGAAUCCCAACCCCCUCGUUCGACAACCAUCCAACGAGCACCUGGACAUUCUGUCCUCUAUCCUGGCCUCCUUCAGCUCCUCUGCCCUCACCCCUCCCCCUGCUGCCUCUAACCCUGGUCGUAACGGCUCCGCCCUUGGACCCUCCCCCUCCCCACCCCAGUCUAACACUUCCCAUAGCAUAUCUGAGGUCUCCCCUGACUCCGAAGCCAACAGGAGCGAGGGACAGUCUUGAUGACAGCUUCAACACCCCCGCCCCCAUUCAUUCCAACUAUUCUCAGUGCACAAGGGUCAAGUUGGAACAACGUGGAACACUGAGAGACUUUCAUCAAUCUGGAGGAGAGAGAAAAAGAGAAAAACUGAUGAAGAGGCUGUUUUUGGGCAGGCUGUUCUGUACUCGGACUUUUUGUUAUUUUUUUAGCUCAAAAGGCUGAAGACGAAGACGGUUCGAUCUUCAACAAACCGUCUCAGUUUUCAAGCACACGUUAGCCUCAACAAAACCUGUUGAAAAGGGAAAAAAAUGGGUCUGUAAAUAACAUUUUUAUACAUUUUGUAUCUUUUUCAUUGGAGAUGAAGAAGAAAUCUCUUGUAUUGUUUCUUUUUAAGGUGGUGUUGUCUGUGUGAGGUGAUGGAUGAGGUCGAUGUGAGUGCUCUCUUACGAUUUGUCAAAAAGGGAAAAAAGGAUUUCCCUUUUAAACAUUGUCCUUAACCUUUUCCGCUCACCCAUCAACUUUAUGUAUAGCGUCACGAAUCUGACAAUAUCUGAUGAGAUUAUCAAAACCCUGAAGGUGUGUUAUCGAGAAGUGACUGUAUAUAGAAGAAGGGAUUUUUUUAUAAGAGAUUUGAUGGAACAAGAAGAUUGUGCAAAGAAAGAUUUCUAACAGAACAUUAGAAGAUUGAAAGAAGGUUCAACUGUUAAAGCCCAGCCAUAUGUAUCAAAACGUAUCAGCUCCCUUGGGACAUUGUGCUGUUUUGUGAUCCGAUGUAUAUGAAUGUGACCUCGUCAUCUGUGUAUCUUUGUACCUGGUGCUGUCUGAGCUCCAUCACAUCUUCAGAGACCUGAUGGGUGAUGGUAAUCCUCUGUCUCCGCGUGAGGCUUCUACCAACUGCUUUAAAGCCCCCCCACCGAGGUGUUUUAUCCCACUUUGAUGCACCACAACUCGACCUGCCUCAAGGGUUGCAACGGGAGCAGCAGAACCUCUCCGGCAGCAUCCGGGAAACUCCUUUAUGAAAGCUUCUUAUGCAGAUGCUUCGUGCUAAUCUAAGCCAAAGGGACUUCAGAUUUGUUUGUAACAUUGAUGUUCAUCACAAUAGAUUCUGUAGAUGUUAUUCACCUUUUUUACUUUACCCAUAGUCUAACUGUGCUAUUGGAGUCUAAAAAUCUUUUUUUGUUUGUUUUUUUUGUUAAUGAGGCCUUAGAUUUACAUUAUCACACACCCCAUUAUCUAUGGAUGCUAUCUGGCUGCACAACCACUGUGGAAGCAAAUAGGUUAUUGAGCAUGAGGGAGGGGCUUUGCAAAUGCUGGAAUAUAUCUGUGGAUGCAUAUAAUUCUCCCUAUCUGACGUGUAUCUAAAGCUCCUUGAUUGUUGCUCCAAUCAUAAACAGUAAAACUUCAUUUAAGCUGAUUUUUUUUAUGCAUCUUUCCAUUUGGAGUAAGAUAUCUUAAAAUCUUAAACCAGUGGUGCAACACUCCACUCGGUAAAGGAGAGGAGGUGUCAGCAGUGUCAGCUCUAAAAGCCUGUAAGUGGGUUUCAGGUGCUGGGAUUUCCAUCAGGUCGGACAUUUAGAAAAAAAAUGAGACGGUUUUUACCAGCAGUUUUUUUAAUUGCAGAUGAAGAAAAUAAAAAAAAUCUGUUUGCAGGAGCAGAAGACCUCGACCGCACAGACUCACAAAGAAAAAUAAAAGCAAAAAAAUUGCAAUAAAGUGAACAAGUGAUCUGAAAGAUCUGUGUAUAAAACACUGCAAAAUGAAGCUGAUAAAAAACAAGUGGAUAUCUUCCUUUUUUUAUUUGGCUUGUUGCUGCAACUGACAACCUUUUAGUAACAAUUCUUCCUGCAAGAAAACCCACAAAAAACAACAUUUUCCCUCCCUCCUUCUUAUUAUUAUUGCAAAUUUUAACUUCAAAUGUCAAACAUAUUUUAUUUAUUGAUCAUUUAUGUGUAUGAAUUAUUUAUUAUUGCCAUUUUCUACCAGAUGUUAUUGAUUGUUUGUCUAUGUGUUUUUUUAAAGUUUGAUUUACUUUGGUUUGGCACAGAAGGCAGCAAAUUUACAGAAGAACAUGUUAUGGUUCUUUUUUAAACGAUGAUCUGACUGCUUCAUGAAAGGCAUUUAAUUGGAUUCUUUAUCUACCUAUAAACCUGAAAAGAUCUGUCAGAACCAAAUUACAUUUCAGUCCAUAAGAAUUGUCCUCUCAAAGAAGAUUUUUGAAACAUAUCUUGAUGAAAAGAUGAUACAGGUAAAACGAAGAAGCUUUGAGACUGAUGGGAGAUCGGCGUUCUUGGCUUGUGCUCAUUAUGAAAUGCAUUUUAACCCACUCGGAAGACGGCUGUUAACGCGUUACCAUGGAAACGAGAAAUGUUGGACAUGAAAAAAAAGACUUAUUUCUACUGAA